Messenger RNA from Exophiala spinifera, 1332 nucleotides. RefSeq names its product serine/threonine-protein phosphatase 4 catalytic subunit B. The record is from RefSeq and is a predicted model, not a curated record. Bases 1 to 1332 code for a protein of 443 amino acids. The transcript has 2 exons. Gene Ontology annotation, molecular function: protein serine/threonine phosphatase activity. Gene Ontology annotation, biological process: double-strand break repair via homologous recombination; peptidyl-serine dephosphorylation. NCBI's taxonomy places the organism in Eukaryota, Fungi, Ascomycota, Eurotiomycetes, Chaetothyriales, Herpotrichiellaceae. Gene Ontology annotation, cellular component: nucleus; cytoplasm.
AUGAGCGACCUCGACAAGGCCAUCGCGCAACUGCGCGCAUGCAGACCUAUUCCCGAGCCUCAAGUGCGCGAACUGUGUUACAAAGCGCGCGAACUGCUCAUAGAAGAAGGCAACGUCGUCACCGUCGAUGCUCCGGUCACGAUAUGUGGCGAUAUCCAUGGACAAUUCCAUGACCUCAUGGAACUCUUUCGUGUGGGAGGUGAUGUCCCGGACACAAAUUACCUGUUCAUGGGCGACUUUGUCGAUCGGGGGUUCUACUCUCUUGAAUCAUUUCUUCUUCUAUUGUGUUUGAAAGUCCGCUAUCCCGAUCGCAUUACACUCAUUCGCGGCAAUCACGAAUCCCGGCAGAUCACCACGGUAUACGGCUUCUACGACGAAUGCAUUCGCAAAUACGGCAGUGCGAAUGUGUGGCGGUACUGUUGCGAAGUCUUCGACUACCUUGCGCUCGGCGCACUCAUCCUCGGCGCAACCACCGACGUACCACCGUCAACGUCUCAGUCAUUCAACGACAAUACCCAGUCCACGCUCCCGCCCGACGACGACGAUGAUGUCGAGUCAGAAGUGUUGAAUGCUAACGGCGAUCUCAUAAGCAAGACUCUCCGCCGGCAAUUUGCUGGCUUAAACCUCAACUCCCAAUCCUCCGUAAACGCCGGUCGCAUAUCACCCGCUCCGGACAUGGACGUCCCUUCGCCGCUCGAUCCAACCUCAUCUCUCCCCUCGCAAGGCUCUCCAGGGGCAUCGCUAUUCAACCCACCCACAUCAACAACCGGCGCAGUCUUGUGCGUCCACGGCGGUCUGUCACCUCUAAUCGACACAGUGGAUAAAAUCCGACUAAUAGACCGCAAACAAGAAGUGCCGCACGAAGGUGCGAUGUGUGACCUCCUUUGGUCCGACCCCGACGAGAUUGAAGGCUGGGGCCUGUCCCCUCGCGGCGCAGGUUUCUUGUUCGGUGCGGAUAUUGUCCGUCACUUCAACCACACGAACGAUCUGUCGUUGAUCGCGCGAGCCCACCAGCUCGUCAUGGAAGGAUACAAGGAGAUGUUUGACAAGACAAUAGUAACAGUCUGGUCGGCGCCCAACUACUGCUACCGAUGUGGCAACGUCGCUGCCAUUCUCGAACUCGGCGAAGACGGGAGCAACGGCGGCUGCAUCACCCGCGCGAACGGCGACCAAGGACGCAGGGAACCGGUCGGAGGAGACGGCAACGGUGGCGGCACCGGGGUACUCUGGAACCUCGCCACGCCAGGACGGCGGUACAGGGUGUUUGAGGCCGCGCCGCAAGGCACAAGAGGCAUGCCAGCUAAGAAACCCGUCGGCGAGUAUUUCUUGUAA